AACAUUGAUAUAUUUUUUUAUAAAUUAUCUAGUACUUUAUUCAAAGAAUUAACAUAUAUAUAUAAGAAAGCUAGUUAGCCUUAAAUCAAUCAAUAUUUUGCUGCCAUAAAAAAAUUAAGAAAUUAACAAAUUGAGAUAUCAUUUUCUGCAAAGCAAACAAAAAGAAUGAAUCCAUCAAAUGACACUACCAAAGGGUAACCAUUUUACAUAGAAAAAGAAGAUUAAGAGCAGGGGAAAAUCUAAAAUACCAAUUAAAUGAUCAAUUAAGAGUAAAAUCAUACUAACUUAAACAAUAAUUUGGAUGAAAAUUGUGAGUCACCAAGCGAUACUACUCAUAGUAACUCGAACAUAGUAAAUGAAAAAUAAAAUCUUUAAGCUUAUCUUAUGUUUGACUCGGGAAAUUCAUCUCAACCUCAAAAUGAGUGCUCUAAGGAAAUAGAUGGUUUGAUUGCCUCUGAAAAAAAGGAAAAAAGUUUAAGUCAAGAAAUUGAAAAUAAGCAGCAAACUUAGUCUUAAACAGAUCUUUAAAUAAUAAAAAAGUAGGAAUAGCAACAAGACUCUAGUUCUUAAUCUGAUUAUUAGUAUUUAUAUUAUGUAAGUAGCAAUAAUAAUGGCAAUAGCAACAAUGAUAGCAGCAAAAACUAAAUGAAUAAUGAUAACAAUUCUGGCGGCAAUAACAAUACCAACAAACAUUUUGGAAUCAGUAAUAAUAAUAUUAGCCCUUAGAAUGAUUCAAGUUCUAAGAUUGAUUAAUUGUCAAAAGGGAUUAGACCUUCUAAAGUUCUUUUAGUUAUGGUAUAAAAUCCACAGGAUGAAGUCAUAGAACAUAGAAUUAUUUUUGAAAAGUUUUCAUUUUUUGGAGAGGUAGAAUAGAUUCUUAUAUUUAGUAAGAAGCAACCAUGGAAAUUGUUUGUGGAUAUGAAUUCAAUAGAAGUUGCUAUAAAGGCUAAAAAUGCGCUUGAAAACUCUUCAAUAUGUGUCAAUAAUUUAGAACUUAAAAUGAAGGUUUAAUUUUCGAGCCAAUAAAAUCUUGUUCUUAAGAAUGGUAAUGGAGGAAUAAACUAUAAAGAUUUAAACAAGAAAUUUGAGAAAACUUAGCUCUCUUACAGCAUUAAAAUUGAUCCAACCUCUUCAUAAAGCUAAAACUUAUAUUAAUCAGCUCAAAUUAUGGAUAUGAACAGGCGCCAUAUUGCAUCUUAAUUUGUUUCUGCGCAGAGUAUGUAGUUACCAAAUCCCUAGUUACAAAUGCUUAAAGUUACUGACCCUUCAGCUGUUUAGUCUAUGACCUUUUAAGUUGGGGUUCCUCCAUAAAAGGUCUAAAUAAUGAGUAGUAGCUUGAUAUAAUAAGAUCAAAAUUAAUACAUACCUUAGUAAAUGGCCCCAAUAGUAGUUACUAACUCUGGAAUGCAAACUAUUUAGCCUUAAGUUCCUAUCUAUUAAACAGGUAGAGAUUCUCCACAAAUGAUGCAAAAUUCAGGUUUAGCUCAUCCAAAAAUCAAUAUGACAGGAUCAGUUUAAAUGUAAUCGGGAAAUUUAAUUUAAAUGGCACCUUAUAAUUAAUACGAGUAGCUUUAAUAACCUUUAAUGACUUAUAGCUUUGGUGGAAACCCUGUAAUUCUUAAGGAUGAUUCUUUUUCAAAUUAAUAGGUUCAGCAGAAUUAGAAUUAGUUAUUCUAAUCUUAACAUUAUAUUGGCUAGCAUUUAAAUAAUUAGUAUUAACAACCUAAGUCUGAAAUGACUAGCAGUUUGCAAUAUCCCAUUAAUUAAAUAUCUAGCUAUCACUAAACAAUAAAUAUGACUUAAUCUAUGAAUAUUCAUAGCAAUAGUAUGACUUUCAGUAAACCCUAAGAAUCUAUUUUUGCAUUAAAUAAAAAUGAUAAUAACCCAAAAAAUGAAUCAGUAGAACAACUUGAUGAUAUCUUAGAAAGAAUCCAAAAUAAUCAGUUUGAAAACUCUGGCGAAAUUUCUAAAGAAGACCUUAAAGACUUAGAAGAGCAAAAAUCAAAUUCAUUUGACGAUUUUAAAGGAUUUAAUGAUCAAAAGACAAGUAUUGGUUAAGAAAAUUUAUAAAAUAAUCAACAAUUGUUAAAUAGCUCUGACAAUAGGAAUGGCAUUAACUAAUCUCCCUUUAGUCCUGAGUAAAAAAGUAUUUAACCAUAAUCCACCAUGCAAAGAUCUCAUAGCAAUAGUUCAGAUGGGAAUUAAAUGACUGGCAUCUAAAAAUUAGAUUAACUUAUUGGAUAGGCGUAAGGUUCAGAUUAAUCUGAUGGUGAAUAAUACCCACUAUCAGACGAUGAAGGACCUACUUUUCCUUUCUAAAAAACUUAAUAAAAAUCUUAGCAAUAAUAACCUAUUAGAGCAAUAUAGUAACUGGAUACUCAGCUAAAAACAUAAUAUGGUAGUAAUAAUUAAGGAGCUUACUUUAUAAAUAUGUAAGGCAGUGCAGGAUAGUAGAAUUAAAGCGCAAAUAUUAUUGGAAAUUAAUUAAUGAGCUCAUCUUAAGGCAAGCCUAUUCAUGGUAGCUUAAUGAUGUAGCCAUAUAUUUAAAAUAAUUAAUUAAAUUAAAAUUAAUCUCUCAUGAACCAAGGAUAAGUAUAAAUGCUACAGCAGUAAGCUAAUUCUGGAGUUUAAUUUGGUCAAUUUUAAAACUAAAAUGCUAAUAACUCGUAUUAGUAAAUACCAAAUUAGUAUGGAUACAAUAUGAGAUAAAAUAGGUAAAGAAUGCAAUAAAAUAGUAACCCAGCUUAUGCCUAAUCAUGCAUGUUAGUUAAUUAGCAGUAAUAAUAAAAUUUAUAAUUAUAACAAUCUGGUUAGGUUAAUUUACAAUAAUUUGAUGGCUAAAAUAUUUCGUAUAGCAUGUAAAUUAAACCAAAUUUCCAUAGUAUGAGUACAAAUAUUUCAGGUAUGAGAAUGGAAGAAAAUAUGGGAACUUUCAAUGGGUCUACCUACAUAAAGUAAGGAUUUUUGGAAGACAGCAAACCUUCUUUAGUCAUUUAUGUUAACCAUUUAAUGAAUAAAGAUAUUACUGUUACUCACCUCUACAAUAUCUUUAGCAAUUUUGGUGACAUAGUUAAAAUUAUAUUGAAAAGAAAUAAAUGUACAGCUUUCAUUGAGUAUACGAUGUAAGAGAACGCUACAAAAGCAAAGGAAUUUAUGGAUAAAAAAAUCUUCUUUGAUAAUGAGAUCAGAGUAUUCUAUUCUCACUUUGAAACUCUCUAAAAAUAAGAUGACAAAUUCCAAGAAUAAUUUAUAGGAAGCGAAUAAACUAACCGUUUCUAAAAAGAUAGCAAAAUGACUUUAAACCCUCCUUCUCUAGUUCUUCAUAUUUCAAGUCUCAAAUAAGAAAUUUGUGAUCACGAGAAAAUACAUGAAUUGUUCCGUCCUUAUGGCAAAAUUGAAGCAAUCCAUAUUGAAAAAGUUCCUCCUAGAUACAUGAGCCAUAUAAAAUUUUCUUCGUUGAAGGAGUCUUUAAUGGCUAUAGCUCAUAUGCACAACAAAGAAAUCAAAGGAAGAAAGAUGCUUAUUUCAUUUACUAGAAAAAAACUAGACACAACAACUAAAAAUGUAGUAACUUACUCUAAAAAUAUUCAAUUCAACAAUUGA
Messenger RNA from Tetrahymena thermophila SB210, 3603 nucleotides. Its product is annotated as polypyrimidine tract-binding protein. The transcript is spliced from 3 exons. Gene Ontology annotation, cellular component: nucleus. The record is from RefSeq and is a predicted model, not a curated record. Gene Ontology annotation, molecular function: mRNA binding. Gene Ontology annotation, biological process: regulation of RNA splicing. Lineage: Eukaryota; Ciliophora; Oligohymenophorea; Hymenostomatida; Tetrahymenidae.